Saccharomyces cerevisiae S288C is the source of this 1791-nucleotide messenger RNA. RefSeq names its product transcription factor TFIIIB subunit BRF1 (gene BRF1). Gene Ontology annotation, cellular component: nucleus; transcription factor TFIIIB complex. Lineage: Eukaryota; Fungi; Ascomycota; Saccharomycetes; Saccharomycetales; Saccharomycetaceae. Gene Ontology annotation, molecular function: TBP-class protein binding. Gene Ontology annotation, biological process: transcription preinitiation complex assembly; DNA-templated transcription initiation; transcription initiation at RNA polymerase III promoter. The transcript has a single exon. The record is from RefSeq and is marked reviewed. Bases 1 to 1791 code for a protein of 596 amino acids.
AUGCCAGUGUGUAAGAACUGUCACGGAACCGAAUUUGAGAGAGAUCUUUCCAAUGCUAACAACGAUUUAGUUUGUAAAGCUUGUGGUGUUGUCUCAGAAGAUAAUCCUAUCGUCUCUGAAGUUACAUUCGGUGAAACAAGUGCAGGUGCUGCUGUAGUACAAGGUUCUUUUAUCGGUGCAGGACAAAGUCAUGCUGCAUUUGGUGGUUCUAGUGCUCUAGAAUCUAGAGAAGCCACAUUGAACAAUGCAAGAAGGAAAUUACGCGCCGUUUCUUACGCAUUACAUAUCCCGGAAUAUAUCACAGAUGCUGCUUUCCAAUGGUAUAAGCUUGCAUUGGCUAAUAACUUUGUACAAGGUCGUAGGUCCCAAAAUGUUAUCGCUUCAUGUCUUUACGUUGCAUGUAGAAAGGAAAAGACGCAUCAUAUGCUGAUCGACUUCUCUUCAAGGUUACAGGUGAGUGUGUAUUCCAUAGGAGCCACAUUUUUGAAAAUGGUAAAGAAAUUACAUAUCACAGAAUUGCCGUUAGCGGAUCCUUCCUUAUUCAUUCAACAUUUUGCCGAAAAAUUGGAUCUUGCUGACAAGAAGAUCAAAGUGGUAAAAGAUGCCGUAAAAUUGGCUCAAAGAAUGUCCAAGGACUGGAUGUUUGAAGGACGUAGACCUGCAGGUAUUGCCGGCGCAUGUAUUCUACUAGCUUGCAGGAUGAAUAAUUUGAGAAGAACUCAUACAGAGAUCGUCGCAGUUUCACAUGUCGCCGAGGAAACUUUACAGCAACGGUUGAACGAAUUCAAAAAUACAAAGGCUGCUAAACUUUCAGUUCAAAAAUUUAGAGAAAAUGAUGUGGAAGACGGUGAGGCUAGGCCUCCCUCCUUUGUGAAGAACAGAAAGAAAGAAAGAAAAAUAAAGGACUCUUUAGACAAAGAAGAGAUGUUUCAAACAAGUGAAGAAGCAUUGAAUAAAAAUCCAAUUUUGACGCAAGUAUUAGGAGAACAAGAACUGUCUUCCAAGGAAGUCCUGUUUUACUUAAAACAAUUUUCAGAAAGAAGGGCCCGUGUUGUGGAGAGGAUUAAGGCUACUAAUGGUAUAGAUGGUGAAAAUAUAUACCAUGAAGGUUCUGAAAACGAAACAAGGAAACGCAAACUUUCUGAAGUUUCUAUCCAGAACGAGCAUGUUGAAGGGGAAGACAAAGAGACGGAAGGGACUGAGGAAAAAGUCAAGAAGGUAAAGACAAAAACAUCAGAAGAAAAGAAAGAGAACGAAUCUGGGCAUUUUCAAGAUGCCAUUGAUGGUUACUCUCUAGAAACAGACCCAUAUUGUCCUCGCAAUUUACACUUGUUACCCACAACGGACACAUACCUUUCGAAAGUUAGUGACGACCCAGAUAAUUUAGAAGAUGUUGAUGAUGAGGAGUUAAACGCGCACCUAUUAAACGAGGAAGCUUCUAAAUUGAAGGAAAGAAUUUGGAUUGGUCUGAACGCAGAUUUCUUACUUGAACAAGAGAGUAAACGUUUGAAACAGGAGGCAGAUAUUGCCACAGGUAACACAUCAGUGAAAAAAAAACGUACGAGACGUAGGAAUAAUACUAGAAGUGACGAACCUACAAAAACUGUGGAUGCAGCAGCAGCUAUCGGAUUGAUGUCAGACUUACAAGAUAAGUCUGGUUUACACGCUGCAUUGAAGGCAGCUGAGGAAAGUGGUGAUUUCACAACUGCUGAUAGUGUCAAGAACAUGUUGCAGAAGGCAAGUUUCUCCAAGAAGAUUAAUUACGACGCCAUUGACGGUUUGUUUAGGUAA